Procambarus clarkii (red swamp crayfish) is the source of this 1518-nucleotide messenger RNA. NCBI's taxonomy places the organism in Eukaryota, Metazoa, Arthropoda, Malacostraca, Decapoda, Cambaridae. The record is from RefSeq and is a predicted model, not a curated record.
AUGCACCAGAAUAAUAAUUUCUCCUACACCUGGGGCUUCCCGCUCCUGGGGCUUCCUAUACCUGGGGCUUCCCGCUCCUGGGCUUCCUACACCUGGGGCUUCCCGCUCCUGGGCUUCCUACACCUGCGGUUUCCCGCUCCUGGGGCUUCCCGCUCCUGGGGCUUCCCGCUCCUGGGGCUUCCUGCUCCUGGGGCUUCCCGCUCCUGGGGCUUCCUACACCUGGGGCUUCCCGCUCCUGUAGCUUCCUACACCUGGGGCUUCCUACACCUGGGGCUUCCCGCUCCCGGGGCUUCCUACACCUGGGGCUUCCUACACCUGGGGCUUCCCGCUCCUGGGGCUUCCUACAUCUGGGGCUUCCCGCUCCUGGAGCUUCCUACACCUGGGGCUUCCCGCUCCUGGAGCUUCCUACACCUGGGGCUUCCCGCUCCUGGAGCUUCAUACACCUGGGGCUUCCCGCUCCUGGAGCUUCCUACACCUGGGGCUUCCUUCACCUGGGGCUUCCCGCUCCUGGAGCUUCCUACACCUGGGGCUUCCCGCUCCUGGAGCUUCCUACACCUGGGGCUUCCCGCUCUUAGAGCUUCCUACACCUGGGGCUUCCUACACCUUGGGCUUCCCGCUCCUGGGGCUUCCCGCGCCUGGGGGCUUCCCGCUCCUGGGGGCUUCCCGCUCCUGGGGCUUCCUUCACCUGGGGCUUCCCGCUCCUGGGGCUUCCUACACCUGGGGCUUCCCGCUCCUGGGGCUUCCUACAUCUGGGGCUUCCCGCUCCUGGGGCUUCCUUCACCUGGGGCUUCCCGCUCAUGGGGCUUCCUACACCUGGGGCUUCCCGCUCCUGGGGCUUCCUACACCUGGGGCUUCCCGCUCCUGGGGCUUCCUUCACCUGGGGCUUCCCGCUCCUGGGGCUUCCUACACCUGGGGCUUCCUACAUCUGGGGCUUCCCGCUCCUGGGGCUUCCUACACCUGGGGCUUUCCGCUUCUGGGGCUUCCCGCUCCUGGGGCUUCCUACACCUGGGGCUUCCUACACCUGGGGCUUCCCGCUCCUGGGGCUUCCUACACCUGGGGCUUCCCGCUCCUGGGGCUUCCUACACCUGGGGCUUCCCGUUCCUGGGCUUCCUACACCUGCGGUUUCCCGCUCCUGGAGCUUCCUACACCUGGGGCUUCCCGCUCCUGGGGCUUCCUACACCUGGGGCUUCCUACACCUGGGGCUUCCUACACCUGGGGCUUCCCGCUCCUGGGGCUUCCUACACCUGGGGCUUCCCGCUCCUGGGGCUUCCUACACCUGGGGCUUCCCGCUCCUGGGGCUUCCUACACCUGGGGCUUCCCGCUCCUGGGGCUUCCUACACCUGGGGCUUCCCGCUCCUGGGCUUCCUACACCUGCGGUUUCCCGCUCCUGGGGCUUCCUACACCUGGGGCUUCCCGCUCCUGGGCUUCCUACACCUGCGGUUUCCCGCUCCUGGGGCUUCCUACACCUGGGGCUUCCUACACCUGGGGCUUCCCGCUCCUGGGGCUUCCUACACCUGA